CCGCACUCUCUCGCAACCCACCGGCCCAUCGACGUAUCUGUCCGUCUGCUUCUCCCAGCACCAUGGAUAUCACCGAUUUUAUUUUCGCCCAGCGCGAGGACGUGCUGCUCGCUGGCGACUACAAUGGCUACCGUGCCCACGCCACCCGCAAAUUGCACAAACUCCGCAAGAAGCUGGGGCAGACUACUCCCAAAGGUCGAAAGUACACGGCCAAACCGCCGGUGAGCGCCGAAAACAUCAGCAACAACGUGGCUUACGUCCAUGUCCUCCUUUUGAGCUCCGAACGGGCAUGGGCACAGGCCAUGCACAUGAAGUCCGCACACUCGGCAGAUCCAUCAGCGAAGGGAAUUGUCGGAGCCGCCAGACGCCAGAUCAUCUCGAGGCUUCACAAGGCAACGGGUUACGCAAAGCAGUUGGUACUGUUGUUGGAAGAUCAGACGACUUCUGGGGCUACGGGGAUCGACGUUCUCGAAGCACGCGCAUACCUUGCGACCCUCUCCGGGGCGCUUUGCCUUGACAAGCGCCAAUGGAAGCAAUGUGUUGAGCAUUACUCGAUCGCCAAGGUGAUCUAUACCGCGCUCGGUCAACGGUCUAAACGAGAUGCGUUCCGGGAUCUUCUCUCGAGCACCGUCGACCCCAGUCUUAGAUACGCGGCGUAUCAGAUGAAGUUGCCCCGAUCCAAGCCUCUUUCGUCCCUGGCAAUUGCCUUCUUCCCAUCGGAUUCCCAGAUUCGCGGGGAAGUCGAGAAGGUGGAUCCCAAUUGUUUCAAUGAGGAGGCCGCUGGGACUCGGAAAACCGCCGACGGAGGGGUUCAGCAACUGCCCGAAAAUAUCACAUGGAGGACCCGGACCGUUGCAUUGGAAGAUGCGGCGAUCUCGCAGGCUCUUGCGGCCGCUGCAGCUGCAGAGUCUCGCCUUACGUCGUGGCUCGCCGACCCCUCGGGAAAAUCCGCCUCUUCGAAAGACAAGGCCGCCGCUUAUGAUAAUGUCAUCAUUGCGAGUCAAGAUGCGGUUGAUGCGACCAAAACGGCGAUCGAUGAACUCGCCGGCGAGGGAGUAGACCCGGGUGACAAAAGAAUGCAGAGCCUGCAGGUCACUCGGACUGCGGUGAAUUACGCCUUGGUGGGAUGGCGAAUUGGGCGCAAUCGCGUCCUGUGUGGAGAGCAAGACGGUAUCUCUUUUGAGACCGACCAGAUCAAAUCACACAAGAGUGGCAAAGCUCGAGGCAAUCGCGAUGAUGCCCAGGGCAAGAAAUUGGCGCGCCUGCGCGAGAGAGUCGUCUUGUACGACUCCACGCUCCAAAGUCUCGAAUAUAUUCUGGAGCUCCCUGGUGUCGCUGCAGACACUGCCUUCGUGAAGGAAAUGGAAGUCAAGAGCUCUUACUUCCGCUCACUUAGGUGUCUUUCCAUCGGGCGGUCCCACAGCAUCCUAGGCAAGUCCCAGAAUGCGCUUGCCUUGUACUCGCAGGCAUUGGCCCUCUCCGAGGCUUCGGGCGCUGGCCAGGCGUCGUCGGACGUGGAAGGGCCCCCCAGACUUGACGUUUCUCGCGAUCAGUUCCAGAGCCUAGUGUCGACCUUACAGGGGCUGGUAGCACAGUACCGCGGGCUGGUCACUUUGGAAAAACUUUCCGAGGCGCAGCAAUCAAGCUCGGCCAACCAGCGGCCUGCCGUUGAGCGACUGCAUGAAUACUCCGGUGACGGGUUGGAUUUGGCCAAUCUCGUGCCGUAUCCGCCUCGGAUGCAACCGAUCCCCGUGAAACCUCUCUUCCUUGAUGUCGCAUGGAACUACAUUGAUUAUCCCCGUGAGGGUGACGCCAACCAGGGCGCCGUCCAAGCCGAGGUUGAGCCCGCAGCCGAAGAAAAGAAGGGUGGUCGGCGAGGCUGGUUUGGUUUUGGACGUUAGAAUAGGGAAUAGGUCUAUGCGACUACUUGAGCGGUUUGUUCUCGACCGGUUUCGGGCUCUUUUGUGAAUAGGUAUGACGUGACGACGGAGCAAAAGCGGAUGCUACGAGGCGACGCGUUUUCAAUUUUGGUAUCCAGUGGUCGGAAUGGAAUACUCGAAUUAUGGAUGCACCGGUAAUUCUUAACUUCUUGGUUUGGUGCCAGUAGGGGGUUCUUAGAUGUCGGUCAUGAAUAUCUGGAUGCCAGUAGAUGAACUCGGUUCAAUUUAUAUAUUUCGCAUCUGUAAUAGGCAUUCAGGUUUGAG
Molecule: messenger RNA, 2204 nt
Organism: Aspergillus steynii IBT 23096
Lineage: Eukaryota; Fungi; Ascomycota; Eurotiomycetes; Eurotiales; Aspergillaceae
Product: signal recognition particle subunit SRP68
Exons: 3
Coding region: 63-1901 (612 amino acids)
Biological process (GO): SRP-dependent cotranslational protein targeting to membrane
Cellular component (GO): signal recognition particle, endoplasmic reticulum targeting
Molecular function (GO): signal recognition particle binding; 7S RNA binding; endoplasmic reticulum signal sequence receptor activity
Source: RefSeq, a predicted model, not a curated record